This is a messenger RNA of Cyclopterus lumpus (lumpfish), 1900 nucleotides long. RefSeq names its product membrane protein, palmitoylated 3a (MAGUK p55 subfamily member 3) (gene mpp3a). The record is from RefSeq and is a predicted model, not a curated record. Gene Ontology annotation, molecular function: protein binding. Gene Ontology annotation, cellular component: cell-cell junction; plasma membrane. The transcript is spliced from 19 exons. Lineage: Eukaryota; Metazoa; Chordata; Actinopteri; Perciformes; Cyclopteridae. The coding region runs from base 131 to 1900 and encodes 589 amino acids.
GAGGAAUCAGAGCGAGAGAAACCGUGUGGCUGCAGUCAGGAGGGACCACAAACACUGAGAGAGAGAGAGAGAGAGAGGAGGAAAUACAGAGAGACGAGAAGGUUUCCUCCCCUCCUCACCUCACUGACCCAUGAAAGAAGCCAUGCCGGUCCUCACAGCCGGAGCGGGGUUACAUGAGACGUUGGCCCUGCUGACCUCUCAGCUACGGCCUGAUGCCAAUCACAAAGAGGACAUGGUCUUCCUCAAAGACGUCUUCAGUGAGCGGAGUUUGGGAUAUCUCAUGAAGAUUCAUGAGAAGUUGAGACAGUAUGAAAGACAGAGUCCGACACCUGUCCUCCACAGUGCCUCUUCUCUGGCAGAGGAUGUGGCAGAAGAGCUGCAGAGUGGACCAAUGAGUACAGAGGAGAAAGAGCUGCUGCACCUGCUGACGUCACCACAUCUCAGGGCCGUCCUCUCGGUGCACGACACCGUGGCGCAGAAGAACUUUGAUCCCGUGCUGCCGCCGCUGCCGGAUGACUUUGAGGAUGAGCUGGAUGAAGAGUCGGUAAAGAUUGUCAGGCUUGUGAAGAACAAGGAGCCUCUGGGAGCCACCAUCAGACGGGAUGAAGCCACUGGGGUGGUGAUCGUGGCUCGAAUCAUGAGAGGAGGUGCAGCUGACCGAAGUGGUUUGGUCCAUGUAGGGGAUGAACUCAGGGAGGUCAAUGGAGUCUCUGUGAUCCAAAAGAGGCCUGAUGAGAUCAGUCAGCUGCUGUCCCAGUCCCAGGGCUCCAUCACUCUCAAGAUAAUCCCUGCCAUUAAAGAAGAGGAUCGACUGAAGGACAGCAAGGUGUACAUGAGAGCCUUGUUUGAAUACAUCCCGUUGGAAGACAAGGCGACGCCUUGCCAAGAGGCGGGACUUCCCUUCAAGCGGGGAGACAUCCUGCAGGUCGUGACCCAAGACGACCACACGUGGUGGCAGGCCAAGCGCGUGGGAGACAGCAACCUGCGGGCUGGACUCAUCCCAUCCAAACUGUUCCAGGAGAGGCGACUGGCCUACAGGAUGAAAAUGGGCACUCUUCCGAAUCCAAAAUCCCCUAAAAAUCCCAUCUAUGACCAAGGAUGUGAUAAAGAGGACUGUGACUGUGAGGGCUAUUUCAAUGGACAGUACAUAGCUGGUCUACGGAGGAGUUUCCGGCUGAGUCGCAAAGACAGGCAAGGAUCCUCCGGAGAGGGUUCUGACCUCGGGGACUCCGACUACCUGACUUAUGAAGAGGUCACCCGUUACCAGCAGAGGUCCAAUGAAAGGCCCCGGCUGGUAGUUCUGAUCGGAUCUCUUGGAGCACGAAUCAAUGAACUCAAACAGCGGGUCAUCGCUGACAACGCAAAUCGUUUUGCAGUGGCCGUACCACAUACUACCAGGCCCAAGAAGCCUCACGAGAAGGAGGGUGUGGAGUACCACUUUGUUACAAAACAGCAAUUUGAUGCAGAUGCUCUAAACAACAAGUUCAUAGAGCACGGGGAAUACAAGGAAAACCAGUAUGGCACAAGUAUAGAGGCUAUCCGCUCUGUACAGGCCAAGAAUAAGAUGUGUGUAGUGGACGUGCAGCCCGAGGCCCUGAAGAGGCUGCGGACAGCAGAGUUCAAGCCAUAUGUGAUAUUUGUCAAACCUCGCGUUCCUGAGAGCAGACGACGUCGCAGCGCUGCGACGUCUCCAGGAGGGGCGGAGCACGGCCGCGUUACAGACGAAGACCUCCAAGAGAUGCGUCAGUCUGCGUCUCAGAUUGAUCAGCAGUAUGGACACCUGGUGGACCGGGUCCUGAUCAAGGAGGACUCAGCCAGUGCCUGUGCAGAACUUCGAAGUAUCUUGGAAAGGCUGGAGCGAGAAUCAUUCUGGGUUCCUCUCAGCUGGGUGCGGAACUAA